Molecule: messenger RNA, 4851 nt
Organism: Mauremys reevesii (Reeves's turtle)
Lineage: Eukaryota; Metazoa; Chordata; Testudines; Geoemydidae
Gene: ARHGAP9
Product: Rho GTPase activating protein 9
Exons: 19
Coding region: 2366-4759 (797 amino acids)
Biological process (GO): regulation of GTPase activity; signal transduction
Cellular component (GO): cytoplasm
Molecular function (GO): protein binding; phospholipid binding
Source: RefSeq, a predicted model, not a curated record
GUGCCGCCUCUGGUGAUGUCAUAGCACGUCUGACGUAGGAGAACGAUGUCAUGAUGUCGAGACCUCACAGCGUUCCCAGGGACAAUGGGCUGGAUCGACCUGUCUAGGGUUUAACCCUUCUCUGGCCCCAUUGUUGCACAGAAGGGAAACUGAGGCACAAAGACACGAAGUGACGUGCCCAUAGUCACCCAGUGAAGCUGCCAAAACAGGGCAUUGAACCCAGGUUAUGCGUGUGCCCCACUGCUGGCCCAUCCUUCCUUCGGUGUGGGCUGUGGAGUUGGCUGGGAAAAUCCAGGAAAGGUCAGAUUGGGGCUAACAGUUUCCUUCGUAACAAAACAAGGAUGGAGUCUCCCAAACCCUCGGCCUUGCAGCGCUUGGGAGCACCCCAGGGUGCCCACUGGGGUUGUGAGGAGGCCAGCGUGUGCUCCAGAGCUCAGCUACCGCACAGAGCAACCACAGCAGCAUGGCACAAGAGAGCAAUGAGUGACAAUACGCACCGGACUCCGCUGCCAGACGCACACUCGGCUCAGCGUCAGCCCGGUGGUGCUGGAUAGCGUCACCUUCCCUGGCACAGCCUGAGUGGAGAACGCCCACUGCUCACCCUGCGAGUCACUGACAGAGCCACAGAUGGGACCCAGGAGUCCUGAAUCCAGUGCUCUGUUUGUUCUUGCUGCUAGAGCACACCUCCUUCCAGAACUGGGAGCAGAACCCAGGAGAUCUGGCACCCCUCCCCCCGCUCUAACCACCAGACCCCACCACCAGGAACAGAAUCCAGGAGUCCUGACACCCAGCCCCUCCCACCACUCUCAUCCACUAGGCCCUGCUCCCUUCCCACAGCCAGGAAUAGAACCCAGGAGUCCUGGUGCCCCCAGCAGCAGCCAAGCUCUGUGCCCAGGGCCAGCCCUGGCUGCCUGUCACAUGGCCGGGGAGGUGUCACUACAGCUGCUGACGUGGGCCUGUGCUGUCCCAGGACCCUCCUCCUUUGGCAGCCGCUGCUGAGAAGCUGCCAGCAAAGUUGCAGGAGGUCCCGCAGUGAGGGGAGCGACUGGACAGUGAGCGGCCAGGUAAGGGGCCUAAUGGGACGGGGAAGGACUUUUCUGCCCAGCCUCUUAGCCCGGGAGAAGGUACCCGCGCUCCUGGCACUGAAGCCCUCGUGAGAUGCUGCUCAGAGCCAUGGGGCUCCCUAGAAAGAUACGGGGGGGGGGGGGGCAUCUCUGCAAGGCUCCCUCUGAGAGCAUGCGCCAGUGGGAAAAAUCCUGUCAACGCAACACACAUGGGUGCUGCUGCCUGGGCAUCCCAUACAGGUGCAGAGAGCCACUGCCGGGCUAAAUCCUACUACUACAGCCACGCACGGGCAUCGUCCAGCUGGAACCACGCACAGCCACCGCCGGGCUGGUGCCACGCACGGCCACGAUCGGGCAGGAGCCACACAUAGCCACCGCCGGGCUGGUGCCACGCACGGCUGCAGGUUGCUGAGGCACAACUUUGCAAGAGGAAAGGCGCUGAGCCGGCAAUUCAAACCACACGUUGUCUGUCUCCACACCGCCCCCGGCACGCAAGGAAAUGCAGCUUUCAGAACAACAUCUGGGGGAGCCACCCAGGCUAAGCCGGGCUGUCCAGGCUGCAGGGACGGAGAAUAAAAUAGAGGGGUGGUAGGUGGGACUCUUUACUCCUGGGAACGGUCGAAAGGGGCGGACUAGGCAGAUUUUCCCAGGAUGGGCCAUUUCUGGAGGUAGCUGUCCUGGGAAAUGUGCAAGGAUGCUUGCGCGGCACACACUGCCGGCUGUCCAGUUUUAGAGGCUCAGGAUCACCCCACCUGUCCUAUGUUUUUCUACCUCAGAAGUGGCAGUCCUAGGACGAGGCCCCAGGCUUCCCAAUGCCCACGAGGGGGGCAUGCGAUUGGUAAGAGAGAGAAAGAGUAAAAUCCAGGUGUGAUGUUUGUGGGAGACGCAGAUCCCCAUUUUCCAGGUGGAGGAAACUGAGGCCGGGGUAGAUGAAAUGACUUGCCCAAGGUCACCAGUGAGUCAGCGGCAGAGGAACCCUGAUCUCCUAGAUCCCUGCCCUGUAUCCCAUCCCCACGGCAGCCUCCCUCCCUCUCAGUGGGCGUGUCUCUGAUUGCCCAAGGCAAUACGCCUCCCUGCGGCUCCUGUUGGAUUUGGCUGAGGUUUGCUCAGCGCCUCAGCCGCAGGGUUGCAUUUUCGAUGGACUGCCGUUGGUUUCGUGCACGGGCCGAGGGUCCAGUUUAACCGGUGACUUGCCAAGGACAGUCCAUUUCGGAACUUGCAGCUUCGGGGCGAGGGGAAGGGACAGACCUGGACAGAGGCGGGGGUCCUGCAGGCCACCCCAUGGCAGCACCCCGGCGGUGAUGACGGUGCUGGGCCCCGGCUGGGCUGGGCUGGCGGUGCGCACAGAGCGGCCAGCCGCUCUCCCCCUCGCUGAGAUGCUGUCAGGGCGGUGGCGGCUGGAAGGCCGGUCCUGGCGCCGGGCCGGCCCCUCGCCAGGCUCCUCCUCGGCCGUGGCGCUGCGAGCCCUCUACGACUACCAGUACGAGGCGGAGGACGGGCGCCAGGUGGCCAUCGCCGAGGGCGAGCGCUUCCUGCUGCUGCGCAAGUCCAAUGAGGACUGGUGGCAGGUGCGGCGGCUCAGCGAUCCCCGGAGGGCACGGCCCAUCUUCGUGCCGGCCACCUACGUGGCAGAGGUGGCUCCACACGUGCAGGGUGGCCCAUGGCUGAGCGCCACGCUGCUCGCAGCCGCUGGCACCGGGCAGCACCCGUCCCCGGGCCUGCAGCCGCGGUACCGAUCCCUCCAGGACCUGUCCAGCCCCCCAGCCCGGCCUGCCGAGCCCGGCCACCACUCCUGCCACAGCCUGAGCCUGCCAGCCUGGGACCCCGGCCCCCAGCUCGGCCCGGCCCACCCCGUCAGCAGGAGCGUCAGCGCCGCCGGCCUGGCCCAGAGCCCCGGCAGGGACGCGCUGGCCCCCAGAUGCCAGCAGGAGCGGUGCCCGGAGCCGGUGGGGCAGGGGGUCAGGCCCCCUGGAGUUCCGCCCCCUGGAGCCACCAUGGAGGAGCCCCCCAUUUACUGCAAUCUGGAGGAGAUCAAGCGGGUGAGGGGGGAGCCCCCCAACCCCAGCGGCCCCCCGCUGCAGGUGCUGGACACCUGGGAGCGCCACCUCGACCCCAGCACCGGCCGCAGCUACUUCUACAACCCGGAGACAGGCGACAAGUCUUGGAAACCUCCGCGGCGCCACCGGGAGAUGAGUUUGCUCCCCGUGGAGGCCCUGAGCCCCGAGUCCCCGGCAGCCGCUGACCCGGGGGAGACGCUGGCGCAGGGCGGGGGCAGUGUUCGGGCCGCCCGGCUCGGCUACACCAAAUCCAUGAUCUUGCCGGAAUCUCGCGUGCCCAAGGUGUCUCACCGCAGGAAUCGCUCCCAGCACAACUUUGAGGACUGGGUGGGGACCGGUCCCCCCUCCACCUGCCCUGGGGGCUCCCCCCCUCACCCCUCCGACUUACCCCAUGAAGUGGAGAAGGCCGGGCAGCUGAACAAAACCAAGAUUGCAGAGGGUGGCCGGAAACUCAGGAAGAGCUGGGGUGUCUCCUGGGUGGUGCUGGCUGGGAACAGCCUCGUCUUCUACAAGGAUCUCAAGGGCCCGGCCCCCGCCAGCUGGAGACCCGCCAGCAGCAGGCCCGAGAGCAGCGUGGACCUGCGGGGCGCCGUGCUGGAGCGGGCGCGAGACAUGUCCAGCAAGAAGAACGUCAUUCAUCUCCGCACAGUGACUGGCAACGAGUUCCUGCUGCAGUCGGACAGCGAGGCCGAGAUCCAGGACUGGCACCAGACUAUCAAGGGCGUCAUCCGUAGGCUGGACCGGGAGAACCCCCUGGACGAGCCGGGCUACGUGCUGCGCCGGGCGGGCAGCUCCGAGCUGGGGGACCUGAGCGGGGACGAGGAGGACGAGGGGCUGAGGCCGAAGGACAGCUGGAAAUCCUCCGGCUCCCUCCGCAGCCCGGACAGCAGCGAGAGGAAGCGAGUGAAGAGCAAACUGAGGCGCUUCAUCGUCAAGCGGCCCCCGCUGCAGAGCCUGCAGGAGAAGGGGCUCAUCCGAGACCAGGUCUUCGGCUGCCGGCUGGACGCCCUGUGCCAGCGGGAGAACGACACGGUGCCCCGCUUCGUUCGGCUCUGCGUGGAGGCCGUGGAGAAGAGAGGCCUGGACGUGGACGGGAUCUACCGGGUGAGCGGGAACCUGGCCGUGAUCCAGAAGCUGCGCUUUGCCGUCGACCGGGAGCGGGCAGUGACCUCAGACGGGCGCUACGUCUUCCCGGAGCAGCCGUGCCAAGAGGAGCGGCUGAGCCUGGCUGACCCCGAGUGGGACGACGUCCACGUUGUGACCGGCGCCCUGAAGCUCUUCUUCCGCGAGCUGCCCGAGCCCCUGGUGCCCUUCGGCCUCUUCGACGCCUUCGUGGCCGCCGCCAAGCUCCCGGCCUACGGCGAGCGGGUGCAGCGCCUGGCCGAGCUGGUCCAGAGCCUGCCCCCCCCCAACUACGCCACCCUGCGCUACAUCCUGAGCCACCUCCGCAAGGUGAUGGAGUACGCCGACGCUAACCGCAUGACCCGGCAGAACAUCGGCAUCGUCUUCGGCCCCACGCUGCUGCGGCCCGAGAAGGAGCUGGCCAGCAUGGCCGUGGACAUGGUCCACCAGAACCAGGCCGUGGAGCUGCUGCUCGCCGAGUUCCAGCGCAUCUUCCCGGCCCCCGGCGCCAGCUGAGCCCCCCACCCCUGCCCCGGACCAGGGCCAGGGCCAGCGCCACUGCCUGGAACACGCCGACCUCGGUGCCAGCUGAGCCCCCCACCCCUGCC